Molecule: messenger RNA, 261 nt
Organism: Cetraspora pellucida
Lineage: Eukaryota; Fungi; Glomeromycota; Glomeromycetes; Diversisporales; Gigasporaceae
Source: the annotation of a GenBank genome assembly
CAUUGGCACAAGUUAGAUUCUUUUAUGUUUCAAAUAUAAAGAAAGAACUUGCUUUUUAUGGUAAAACACUAUUAUUAAAUAAAGUACAAGUACAAGUAAUAUUAGCAACUUUCCUAAUUGAAGAUAAUGAAAGAAUUAUAGAGGAUUUCGAAGUAGAAGAACUUGAAUUAAAUAAUUUAGAAAUAAUUGAACAGUUUGAUAUUAAAAAUAUAGUAUGUUUAAAUAAUGAAAUAUUUCAAGAUAAUGAAUCAGAUGUUGAUA